UGAGUCUUUCAGGAUUUUUAAAAAAUAAGUCACAUAUUACACACAAAUAUAUUUAUAUUAGCACAUAUCUGGCAAAUUGUAAUUGCUUGUGCUUCAGGUUUUUCUCCUGCUUUCUGUUAGACUCUUCUCCUGACGUGUUUUUUAUGGGCUCUCCUUAUUCUAUUUUUUUCUUUUAUUUACCCAACAGACAUUGUCGAAAAGAGCCAACGGCUUCCUUUUCCAGGUCAUAGAGAUUUUACCUCAGUGGAAGAGUCAGACAAUAAACAGGUAAAGAAAGAAACGUAUAAUGUCAGAAACUGGUAACUGCUGUAAAGAAAAAUCAGAGAAAGGUAAGAGGAUGGGGCAGAUAGAUGCUAUUUUAGAUAGCCAUCAGGGUAGGUGACGUUUGGGAACAGACCUGAAUGAAAUGAGGUUUGGGGAGAAGCUGGUGUCUUACAGACAGCCAAGGAGACAGGUGUGGCUGCGGAUUGAGGUGCCAGGGAGUGAGUGAGGGGAGAGGUGGCCUGAGAGAUGGGCAGGGGACAGACCACCAGGCCUGCCUAUAUUGGGAAAGAGAUAGCCUCUUCUAAAUUAUUUUUCCUCAACUUGUGAUUUUUUUUCCUCCUUUCAGACUCCUUUUUUUUAAAUUAAUUUUUAUUGGAGUAUAGUUGCUUUACAAUAUUGCGUCAGACAGCUUUUAAGGAAACAAAGUGCUUGCAUAUAUAGUUUGCUCAUUUUAAAUGUAAGGGAGUCUUUGCCAGUUGUCUCUAGAAGUUUCUUACAGUGGCACAUUCCGGUAUGGAGGUGUUACUUUGUUCCCUUCGCAAGUAUUUUUUGGUGGAUAGGGUCAGUCCAAUUUUGUCUUAGAACUCUAUGGUGUCUUUAAGUGGUAGUUUAUUAUAGAAACUGUUCCAUUUGUCUGGUCCUAUCUCCUGGGUCGUUGGAGAAUAUUUUAAUGCGUAAGUAGAAAUUCUAGUUUAUGGGCCCCGUACCUUCCUUGUAAAAUAGUUUUCUCAUUUUUCUCUUAGUCCUUGGUUUUUAUUUUCCAGUCUGCUACCUCCUUCACCACAUCCUUUUCAUAGAUCACCUUUUCAAUUUUUAGCAACUUUUUCCAUUUUUCUUAGCAUAAGACUCAGCAUGAGCAAGUGAGGUAAGAAACAUGUACACCCUCCUUCAACUGGAAUACAAGCAUGUAUCUGUCAAACAUUUCUGCCUUAGGCAACGUCAGUCCCUGGUUUUGCCCCAUGUGGUUGGCAGUUUCUAAGAUGGCUCCGAUGAUCCUGCUUCCUGGUGUUCACACCCUCUGAAACUGCCUCCCCUUGAGCGUAGGCUGGACCCGGGGUCUUCCUUCUAGCAAAGAGAAUGUGGCAAAAGUGAUGGAAUGUCAAAAAAUAUUCUGGCUCCUGUCUGGCUCGUUCUCUCCUCCUCUCGUUUGCUUGCUCUGAUCUGUGAGCUGCCCUAUGGAGAGGCCCACAUAGCAAGGAACUGAGGAAGGUGUCCAACUAACAACCAGCAAGGAACUGAGUCCCUCAAUCCGAUAACGCAGGAGCAACUGGACCCUGUUAAUAUAACCACUUGAGUGACUGUGGAAGCAGAUCCUCCCCGAGUUGAGCCUUGAGAUGACUGCAGCCUUGCGAGAGACCCAGAGUCAGAGGACUCAGCUAUGCCAUGCCCAGAUUCCUGACCCGCACAAACUAAAGACCCCUAAGGGGACCUGUGCAAGAUCAGUGAAAAUUGCCAUUGACACGGGGUACCGGCACAUUGAUGGCGCCUACCUCUACCAGAACGAGCACGAAGUGGGGGAGGCCAUCAGGGAGAAGAUAGCAGAAGGAAAGGUGCAGAGGCAGGAUAUCUUCUACUGCGGAAAGCUGUGGGCUACACAUCAUGACCCACAGAUGGUCCGCCCAACUCUGGAGAGGACGCUCAGGGGCCUCCAGCUAGAUUAUGUGGAUCUUUACAUCAUUGAAAUACCCAUGGCUUUUAAGCCUGGAGAUGAAUUCUAUCCUAAAGAUGAAAAUGGCAAAUGGUUAUAUCACAAGUCAAAUCUGUGUGCCACUUGGGAGGCUUUAGAAGCUUGCAAAGAUGCUGGCUUGGUGAAAUCCCUCGGUGUAUCCAAUUUUAACCGUAGGCAGCUGGAGCUUAUUCUGAACAAACCAGGACUUAAGCAUAAGCCAGUCAGCAACCAGGUUGAAUGCCAUCCAUAUUUCACCCAGCCAAAACUCUUGAAAUUUUGCCAACAACAUGACAUUGUCAUUAUUGCAUACAGCCCUUUGGGGACCUCUAGGAAUCCAUCCUGGGUGAAUGUGUCUUCCCCACCUUUGUUAAAGGAUGCACUUCUAAACUCACUGGGGAAAAAAUACAAUAAGACAGCAGCUCAAGUUGUUUUGCGUUUCAACAUCCAGCGAGGAGUGGUUGUCAUUCCUAAAAGCUUUAACCCUGAAAGGAUCAAAGAAAACUUUCAAAUCUUUGACUUUUCUCUCACUGAAGAAGAAAUGAAGGACAUUGAAGACCUGAAUAAAAAUGUCCGCUUCGUGGAAAUGCUCAUGAUAAAGCUGUGGAGUGGGGGAGGCGGAGAAGAAGUGACAAUGGCGGGAGGAUUAAAGGCUACCCGUGGCCAUGUGAGAACCAGCAUAUAUAACUGAAGCAGAACAGAUUUUACUACCUCAAAAUACUCCACAUGGGCUUAAGAAUUAUUUUGUGCUGAAGACAAUUGAGAAGAAACAGAUAGAAGAAAUCUGUCUUCCCCCGAUUUGCCUAAAAGGAGGAAAUAAACUUACAAAGUGUCCCUCCUCCCUCUCUACCAGGAAGGACAAAAGUUGAACUGCUAGAGACAACUUUAGAUCCUUAUCAGUCUGGAGAUGGGACCAGAGGAAUUUACAUAACAAACUUUGCUAACUAGACCUUAUUAUCUUCUGUUAGUCUCCCAUAUAUUUGUCCUCCCAUGAUUUGCUGCCCCUAGACUCAAAGUCCUUGUCUUUUGUCUUGUCACUUCUCAAAAAAUAUAUUGCUCUUUUGUUAAGAAGUUAUGUAAGACCUAGUUCUAACCAAGCCUUUGAGUUACUCAUCUCUGGGAACUCCCAUGUGUAACAUGCAUGAAUACAUAUGUCUGUAAACUUCUGUUUGUUUUUCUCUUGUUAAUCUGUCUUUUGUCAGUCCAAUCUACAGGGCUCCAGCUGGAGAACCUAAGAUGGGUAGAGGAAGAGAUUCGUCCUCACCUAUAAGACUAUGUCAGGUAGAAGCUCGUAGUUUCCUUUUAAUAAGGGAGGCAAAGAAGCCAAUGACAUGAGCAAUCAUCAUGGAAGCCAUAAGACCGGUUGUCUCCUCUUGCCAACUCCACCUGCCUUCUGGGCACGAAGCCUCUGAAAGAAAAGUUAAACUCUAAGGUGAACUAUGGAAAACUGAGGAACAAGAGCAGAACACAGUUUACACCAGCCAACUCCAAAGAAGACAGCAACAGGGCUUUGCCUAAAACGGCCUUGAGCAAUUGGUAGUCUAGGAGGCAGAACCAUAUAGCUACGAGGCUCCAAAUGCACUGCUGAUAUUCAAAAUUCCAGAAGCAUUCUUCAAAGGUGUGUGGCAUGAAAAGGACGGCCCAUAUACACAGGUGUCAUCAGUCACAGCUGCACCUAUUAGCACCAUCAAUUUCCACCUCCAUUCCCAGGCUUUUUAAACUGGAAACUGCAUUUUGACCAGGUGGUAGACCCUGCCAGGAAUGCCUCACACGUAUUUCCUUUGGGGUAAGCCCCUAAACACAGGUUUCUAACUGAGUAAUGUUAAAGAACAGCUCUGGGCUAAUACCUAAGGAUCUUGCACGUAUCCACACAGGCACUUAGGCAAAGCUUGAUCUGCAGCUGAUCUGAGUCUUGGCCGAACAUCCUGGGUCCUCUGAAAACAAGAGUGUGCUGGAGGCAUGUGAGGAGCUGCUACCAGGCCGUUUCUCACUCAGUGCCCUAUCUGCCAAGAAGGAGGCCACAGUGAGGCAGUUUCUCAUCUUCUGCCAGGUUUUGAUGAGGCCUGAGGCCUCUGACUCACCCCUUGGGGUCCAGCUGCAGACUAUAAAGUACCUUAGCAGCAACAUAGCAGUGGCCAUUCAGCAACAGGAUAGACCAUCAUUCAUGUUGCAAUCAUCUGGACCCUUUUGUUUUGGUGUUGCCCUACUCCAGAGACUAAAGGGAGGAGAUUGCCAUCAUCAUAGGGACAUAGAAACUGAACAAAAAAAAAAAAAAAAAAAAAAAAACAGCGAGAUUAUGCUACUAUAGAAAAAAAUUAUAAAACUACUUAGAUUCCAAUAAUGAUUCUCCCUCAAGGGUCCUGCUGGUACAUAAUUAUAUCUUUGUUUCUUUAACUGAUCAAUAUUCCUAAUAGUGACGCCAUUUCCAUAUUAGAGUCUCCUGCUUUGUCACCGUUGCAAGUCUAGCUUGCACAAGAGUUGGUAAAAUUUCCCAUAUUAUAAUUUUUUUUUUUUUUUUUUUGCGGUACACAGGCCUCUCACUGUUGUGGCCUCUCCCGUUGCGGAGCACAGGCUCCGGACGU
Messenger RNA from Aethalodelphis obliquidens (Pacific white-sided dolphin), 4512 nucleotides. RefSeq names its product aldo-keto reductase family 1 member D1 (gene AKR1D1). Gene Ontology annotation, molecular function: Delta4-3-oxosteroid 5beta-reductase activity. The coding region runs from base 1599 to 2621 and encodes 340 amino acids. The transcript is spliced from 9 exons. The record is from RefSeq and is a predicted model, not a curated record. Gene Ontology annotation, biological process: bile acid biosynthetic process. Lineage: Eukaryota; Metazoa; Chordata; Mammalia; Artiodactyla; Delphinidae.